CGUGCGUGACAGCUUUAAAGCCUACUGAAGGGCUCGUUCCCAUGGGAUGUCACUGAAAUAUACAUAGCCCGCUGUCAGUGUUUCUUCAGCGGGAUGAUCGAUUUCCAGGUACGUCCGUCACGGCCUACACUCGCAGUCUCCUCCAUUCUUGAAUCUAACCUUGGACAUUCUUCCCACAACGCAAAUGAGUCGACACAGCAUCUGGAAGCGAUGACAUAAGCAUGUGCGACUCAGAGGGAUCGAUGUCAUCCGGUACCCAGAAUUCAAUAGUGACCGUAAACAUUGACGAUUUAUUGAACGUUAUUGAUGAUGAAGAUUUCGAUCCGGACGAAAGGGACAGAAUUCACGAUCUACAGACGUUUCUUAUGAAAAUAUGCCACAUGGGACUCGACAACUACGGUGAACGUGCCAUUUUGGACUCACUGGACGCAAAGACCCCGGAUUAUCACGCUCAAGAUGCUCAAGGAAGGACAGCGCUGAUGCAUGCUUGCAUUGCCAGGAAGUCAAACGUUGUGCAGUUUGUGACGUCACGGUGUAGUGACGUCACACAGCGAGACAAUGACGGAAAUACGGUGUUGGUGUAUGCGAUCCGGAGCGGGGACUCUGAUAUAAUAGAGAACAUACUUGAUUGUGAUCUAACAACAUAUGAGCUACUCAACGCCAAGAACAAUAUAGGUUUGACAGCAAUGGAUGUCGCCCAGAAGAAAGGAGACCCACACAUCAUACAGUUGCUGGAACAUCGCAGGCCCGCCCACCCCAGUGUCAAACAACUUCGGAAGCGGACGGACAAAAGACAACCUCGGCUCCCUCCGGCGGCUGUUCCAACUGCGAGUAAACCCCUGUCGUUAAAGUCACAUAACACCAACGGGAAUCCCCGCCUGCCGUUCUACCACAGCAAGUCAUUGGAUACAAGCGACCAUGUGACUAAACGUCAUCUUCCCGAACGAGGUUUUUCAGCUGACCGUGCACCUUUUCAUCAAGCUCAAUGUACCAGUGAUACAGAGUUACAUCGUCAGUCCGACAGUGCCGCAUACGAUGACGUCACACCUCGGGAUAAUGACGUCACACCCCGGAAUGAUGUGUGCAGUGACAGAGGUCAAAUGUCAGGUCUGCCUCAAAUUGCUUCACGAUUUGUAGAGAAGGCAAGACAUAUUGACAGAGGUAGAUCUCGCAGAGACUCAGUGUCGUUACCGGAUCUACGAGAUUUGAAUGGGAUGUUAGUGUCGUCAGGAACGACAACUCCCUUCUCACGAAAUGGGAGCCGUUUGACUUUAACAUCACAAGAAUCUUUAGACGAAGAUGUCUUUGCGGAGGACGCUCAGAAAAGGAAAGAUUCUUCAGUUAAGAAAUUGCCUGUUCUUAUCCCCAAAAGGGUCCUUAACUUAGAAGCAAGACAAAGGGGUUUUGCAAGGACGAGAAAGAAAUCAAACAGUACUGAAGAUUUUAUUCACAACAGUAUAUUAUUUUAAGCCGCAGCAUUAGGAGGUCAACCAUAAAGUAAAAGAUUGAUGGGGUUGUAGAGGAAGCGAGGGCUGGGGGCUGUGUUUCGAUUACUGUUUAAAUCGAUCACGCAAUAUAUAUGUGUGACAGGAGAGGGUGUGGAGUCUGGGAACAUAUGACUUUCCCUCUUUUGUAGCUCAACUAACUGAAGGUCAAGAGCGUCCAUGUCGUGGUCCGAUGGUCCAUCGCCCCACGUGCGCCGUCCGCCCGUUGCAUACGUCUUCUCUUCAAGUUCCA
Messenger RNA from Haliotis rufescens (red abalone), 1737 nucleotides. RefSeq names its product ankyrin repeat domain-containing protein 34B-like. The transcript is spliced from 3 exons. Gene Ontology annotation, molecular function: protein binding. NCBI's taxonomy places the organism in Eukaryota, Metazoa, Mollusca, Gastropoda, Lepetellida, Haliotidae. The coding region runs from base 222 to 1469 and encodes 415 amino acids. The record is from RefSeq and is a predicted model, not a curated record.